GAGUUACGAACAACUUGGCUUGGAUCAAGACGGCUUCGGCCUCCUCUGCUUCUGUCUCUUCUUCCUCUCGUGUUCCUCUCCUCCUCUGUACUAGCUAAACCUUGGUGAAUCCAUGGCUUGUAGUUCAAGUCCUUGAGCAAUUGAUCUCUGUACUAGUGUGUUGCUAACAAUUGGUAUUCAGAGCCAAUCGAUUCCUCCACGCAAAAUCCACACAAAAUUUCCCCACCGUAAUCGAUCUCCAGCCAUGUCACGGGGAUCAGCUUGGGCUGGCCGCCCUGAUCGAGUGUUCACGUCGGUGGAGGACCCGCAGCAGCGACGCCUCGCUGAGUGGAUGGACCAAGACAAGCAGGCGCGGCGUCGCGCCGAGUUUGGCAUCCGUAUUGCAGCCAUCGCGGCGCAGGUGGCUUCCGAGGUGUCGGCGGCGGUAGCAUCGGAGGUGUCGGCUGCCGUUGCCGCGGCGCUACAGUCUGCGCGGGCGGGGCACCACGAGUACCUCGACCUUGAGUCGACGACCACAUCGACCCCAACUGCUCCAGUGGCAGACGACCUCGCCUCUCCCACCGCAGCAUCAAAUUUGUCUGAGGUCAUCGUCGGUGUCGUCACCGAGUGUGGCUGCACCGACCUCGAGCCCACGGCCGCGACCUUAACUCUGACCUCCGCACUGGACAUCUCGGGCGCCUGUUCAGCGGUGAACUCGCUCGCGCUCCCUACAACCAGUGGCUGCUCCGCCGUGGUGCACACCACGUGUUCGACGCAAUGCGCAAGCCGCACCGUCACCAUGUCGGUGUCAGCGACAGCUCCAGCCACAAUGUCAGCUUCGUCCAAGGUCACCGGCGAUGUCGUUCCCGAGCUCUGCUGCCUUGACCUUGAACCAUCAGAUGUCCUCGAGCUUAUCAGAACGCCGCCCAAGUGUUCGACAGAAGGUCUGAAUGACGACCCCGUGGUCAUGCAUGAACAGCAGGAGCGCUCCAAGGAAUAUGAACAUUCAGUACAAGAUGCCAACAUGCCCUGUGUGCUUCAUGUCAUCAACAGUUGUGAGUUCCCUGGAACUACCAACCAGGUCAAAACUGCAGCCCUUCGCCCAACUAAAUCAAUCACCGAGCACAAGCUAAUUGGUGUGGAUUCACUGCACACACCGUGGACUCCAGCGAGGAGCACAACUUGUAGAAUGUUCAACGUGCAAGGUACACUGUAUGUUAUGCAGUUAUCAGGGGAAUUGCAAGACUUGGAAAUAGUGGAACCUACAGGGAGUGCACCUCUCACUGUGAUUUAUAGUGUUCCUGGAGUUCAAACAGCACGGCUGAAUCCAACUGUAUUCAAGUGGUCAGAUCUUUUUUGUUUUGCCACACAAUUUCUUAGUGCAAGCACUCUUGAUUUAUUACUAGCGAAGCGAGAUGCACCUACUGUGAUUGGGAAUUUGUGCUGUGAGAUUCAGAGCAAGGGAAUAAUAAUAGAGAGACCAUAUUGGCAAUUGAUUGCGGAAGUAAGUUUGGAAGCACUCAAGCUUUCAUGGCUGCCACCUCAAGGUAUUAUUUGUGUACCACUCAGAAUUUCUCUGCUGAAGAAAUCAAUUGGCAUAUAUCGACAAUUCUAUUGGGAGGGUAGAAAUUCUUUUGCAGUAGUGUGGGCACUGACUUUGCAAGUGCACGAGCAUAAGAACAGAUGCAGUUUACUAGAACAUGAUACAUCAGUGGUGCUCCUUAUUGCUCAUGGUACUACUAUCGUUCAGUGCAUCCUUGUGCAUCAGGAGAGGUCCAUUGGAAGUUUGAAGAUUGAUAUGUCAACUAGAGAUAUAAUUGCAGCAUUACAUAGGAAGAAGCCAAGGCCUUGUUGGACGACAUUUUUCUAUGGCCACCAGUUACACUAUUCUGACCAGUCAGAUUCAGUUACAAAUGUUUUUCAGAACCAGCACAGAACUGAAUAUUCUAUUGGAAGAGUCAUUCUUGAGGAUUUCCAGUGGGCACCUGCUUGGUCCUUUUCCAUGGAGUUUUUGCUAUUUGGAGAUGAAUGUUCGUUUGAAGCUCUGUUGGGCUGCCACAUCUAUAGUGCGUGUUUGUUGGAUAAAAGCAUGGGGAUCACUCUAGGAAGCGAUGCAAGCUACGGUGAAUGCAUAAUAAUCAGUCCUUGCCGUCCCCAAUUUCAACCCGAACCAUGUGAAGGUUCCUGCUCUUGAUUUAUGGGCUACCAGAAUUGUGUUCCAGCCAAGGGAAACAGAGGGCGUGCAGCCUAGCGCAUAUUCCUUCUGUUUGGAAAUUUCCUUUCAACACCGCCCAUGUUUCCAACGAACAAGUUUCCAGUUCAGGAGGUGUGCUACUUUGAACCUCUCAACCACAAGCUUGGUAAUGGUAGUGGCCUUUCCACCGGUAUUUGAAGAGGGACAGACAAGUGCCAUGCUCUGUAUGGACCAGAUG
Triticum aestivum (bread wheat) is the source of this 2411-nucleotide messenger RNA. RefSeq lists its product as uncharacterized. The record is from RefSeq and is a predicted model, not a curated record. The transcript has 2 exons. Lineage: Eukaryota; Viridiplantae; Streptophyta; Magnoliopsida; Poales; Poaceae. The coding region runs from base 245 to 2173 and encodes 642 amino acids.